AUAGCCAAUUUUGCCAACCCAAAAGCCUCCCUCCCUCUCACACCACAACACACCAGCAUUCUGACAGACAGGAGAAGGAAUGAGACGCAAAGGCGGUUGAGAAGGGAAGCACCACCGGCUGGGGAAAGGAAUCCACAUACACCAACCAACACGAUGGAUGAUGGACCGCACUGCACCGGUGGCACGACCACGACGCGGCACACACAAAAAGUGACCAGGCAGAGUCAGUCCUACGCGGAGAAAGCAAUAUGAAAUCCCGAGCACACACAGAGAGAGAAACUGAGAAAGCAAGGCCGGCUAGUUCAUCAAUUCAGUGGCUGUUUCAGAGCAGCAGGAAAAAUACUCGCUUAGCAGUUGUCAAAGGGAGUCCACUGCAUGAACAGUCGAAUUUCUGUAGGAACCCUUUGAAACACUGCUGUGAGAUUAGUGAAGUGAAAACCAAAAGGUUAGAUAAGUGUUUCUGCAGAAAGUUUGGGCUUGUGCUUUACAGUUUUAUUACAGGUUCAGAAAAUCACGGCACGCGGCAGCCUCUACCAAAAUCAAAAGCUUCGCUUCCCCGGCAACAGCAAUCCAACCGAGCAGCGUCGAUUUACCAGAGCAAAGGGCCGCCCCUUCCCUGGAGAAAGAAAACCCCCACUCCCAAGUCCCAACUCCCUCCUCCCCUCCACUCCUCCCCCAUGGCGCUCGAGGCGCAGGCCUCCCCGUCCCCGUCGCCCUCGCCGCGCCGCUCCCCGCCGCGCGCGCCGGGGGAAGACGACGGGGCCGCGGAUCCUCCGGCGCUGACGCCGGCGCGGGAGACGGCGGGGGACGAGUGGCCGGACCCGGAGGAUCCCCCGGCCGCCGCCACGCCGCCGCGCUCCCCUCCGGCGGCGGAUCUCUCCACCGCCAUCGUCGUCGCCUCGCGGCACCACGCGGCGGCCGCCAGGUACGUGCCGCCGCGCGCCGAGUCCCGCACCGCCGACCCGGACCCCGGCCGCGCCGCGGGCUGGCACCCAUGGAGCGGCCGCCGCAGCGCGCCUCCUCCCCGUCGCCCUCGCCCCGAUCCGCCGCCGCCGCGGCGCCAGCGCCCCGCGGAAGUGCCGCCGCAGCCGCCGGUUCCUGCUCCUGCUCCCGUCCGCGCUGCGGCUCCACCCCAGCCCCCGGCCCCGGCCCCAGCCCCAGCCCCAACCCCAACCCCGGCCACCACCGCCACCGCCCCGCCUCAGUUUAGGUCGGCCGACCGGGUGGUGCCCAACAACCUGUCGCGCAAGCGGCCGGUCGCGGCGAUGCAGCGCACUGCGCUGGUGGCGAGGGGCGCGGCCGCGGGGCUGUGCCUGGCCGCGCUCGCGGUUCUCGCCGCUGACACCGGCAAGGGCUGGGCUCGCGACUCCUACAGCAACUACAGCCAGUUCCGGUACUCGGAGGCGGUGAACGUGAUCGGCUUCGUGUACUCGGUGUUCCAGUUUGCUGCGCUGGUCGGGCUCAUGAGGAAGAACAAGCAUUUGAUUCCCCAUCGCAAGCGUGAUCUCUUCGACUUCACCAUGGAUCAGGUGCUGGCAUACCUUUUGAUAUCGUCAUCAUCUUCAGCGACUGCCCGAGUAGGUGACCUGAUUGACAACUGGGGAAGCGACCCCUUCCCGAGCAUGGCGAACGGCUCCAUCGCUAUAUCUUUCAUGGCUUUCAUAGUUUUUGCCAUCUGCUCCCUCAUCUCCGCAUAUAAUCUGUUUCGCCGAGACGUGUAGCUGCUCUUGUCAACUUCUUGUUACCCCUCCAUUUCUUAGCAAAGUUUUCACCGCAGACUUCAUUGUAUUGUCAAUGUAUAUAUGAUGGCAUCUCUAAACUUCUAGCAAUAAUACAUGUACCUAUUGAAGGGCAGCUCA
Panicum virgatum (switchgrass) is the source of this 1859-nucleotide messenger RNA. Its product is annotated as CASP-like protein 4A2. The coding region runs from base 249 to 1721 and encodes 490 amino acids. NCBI's taxonomy places the organism in Eukaryota, Viridiplantae, Streptophyta, Magnoliopsida, Poales, Poaceae. The record is from RefSeq and is a predicted model, not a curated record. The transcript has 3 exons.